GAGCUUCAAAGCAGUUGUGCGCACACAAAGGACAACGGAAAACCGUUAUUAAUAAAAACUGAAAGUAAAAGUUAUCAAGAGUGGAGAGUAGUACGUUUAAGGCACACUCUAGUGCAAACUUCAAACAAGGAGCUUAAGCCUUUAAAAUCUUCUGGCGCUACGCUUUUGAGCACUUUCGAUUGCUCGAUUUGAUUUGCGUUAAUAUUUUGUUGUUGUAUGAGCUAUCGGCCAGCGUGCAGAAAAUACAAAAGUGAAAGCAUAAAUACUAGCAACAGUUGCCGAAAUACAGAAGCCACAUUGUCCGGUGGAGGCCACACGUAUAAGCGUCGCCUGCCGUCACGACAGACGCAAGACACAAAAAUUGAGAAUCGCAGCAAAGCGUUAACAUAAUGUUAAGUUCGCUCGAUGCUUUAGCCGGUAAAAUUUCACCUGGUUCUGGCAAUAAUAGUCCGUCCCAGCAGGCACAGUCGCAGCAGCAGCAACAGCAGCAGCUGCCGCUCGGUUACCGAGUCAAUCAAUCGUCCGAGACGAAUAUUGCGCAACGAACACAACAACAACAACAACAACAGCAGCAGCAACUACAAUCCGCCAAUCAAUUGCAGGCAACACAUGUGCCUGGAACGAGAGAACAGCAACAGCAACAACAACAACAGCAGCAGCAACGCUACAAUGGCAAUCAUUAUAAUGGACUGGACAACAAUUGCAAUAAAUUAUGCCACAUCACUCACAACAGCAUACACCCCUAUCAGAAGCAGCUGUCGUCUCAGCAUAGCCAACAACAAUUGCAACAACAGCAAACUAUAUCGCCAACGCAACAGCAACAGUUGCAAAGCUACUGUCAGCAGCAGCAACAAUUGCAACAACAGCAACAUGAGUUGUUUCAGCAACAGCUGUUGCAACAACAGAAAUCACUGCUGCUGCAACAACAACAACAGCAACAGCAAAUGCCGGAGGAGUCCGAUUCGCAGCAGGACUUUCGCAGUUGCCUGAAGGAGAAUGCAUUUGGCAUGAGUGAUAAAAGCAGCACCACCACUAGCCUUCCCAACAGUCCGAUUCAUACAUCGACACCGGGCAGCAACAACAAUGGCUGCAACAAUGGUUCAUCGCUACUCAAUAAUAGUAAUAGCAAUAGCAGCACAGGGCUUGUCAAUGGCGGCAGCAAUAUCAACAACAACAAUAACAGUGGUCCACCAAGUUUAUGUAAUAGCAAUGGCAAUAAUAACAACAAUACGUGCAGUGCCAAUCGGAAUGUUGUCGACAACGAAUCAUCAUGCUUCCGCAUGGACGCCGACAUGCCCUUCGGUGAGAAGGAACCCGAUCCAGACAAUAUCAAAAUGUUUGUUGGCCAAGUGCCAAAAUCCAUGGAUGAGGCACAAUUGCGUGAGAUGUUCGAGGAGUACGGUCCAGUGCAUUCGAUAAAUGUGCUACGCGAUAAGGCGACUGGAAUCAGUAAAGGUUGCUGUUUCGUGACAUUUUAUACUCGUCGCGCUGCCUUAAAAGCUCAAGAUGCCCUGCACAAUGUGAAAACCUUAAAUGGGAUGUAUCAUCCCAUUCAGAUGAAGCCCGCGGAUAGCGAAAAUCGUAAUGAACGGAAGCUUUUCGUUGGAAUGCUAAAUAAGAAACUGAACGAGAACGACGUACGCAAAUUAUUCGAAGUUCACGGCGCCAUCGAGGAGUGCACGGUCUUGCGGGAUCAGAACGGACAGAGUAAAGGGUGUGCCUUUGUUACAUUUGCAACUAAACACGCGGCGAUAUCAGCGAUAAAAGUGACUUUGAACCAAAACAAGACAAUGGAAGGUUGUACAUCGCCACUGGUUGUGAAAUUCGCCGACACGCAAAAGGAGAAGGAGCAAAAGAAGAUCCAGCAAAUACAGGCGAAUCUCUGGAAUCUGGCAUCGAACAUAAAUAUACCGUUGGGUCAGACCGCCACCACCGUUUCAACGCCGAUACUGCCGAAUCCGCCACAACAGGCGAGUCCGGUGUUGGGCGCCGAUGCCAUUACACCGGCCUCACUGCAAUUGCUGCAACAGUUGCAGGCGGUCGGCCUGCAGCAGCAACUUUUGCAAGGUUUGGGCGCUCAGACGAAUUCUGCGGAAACGGCCGCGGCAACGGCUGCAGCCGCCGCAGCUGGAUUACUACCACCGAUGACGGUACAAAACUUGGCCGCCAUUGCGGCGAUGACGCAACCCUCACUCACCAAUGCGGCCACCAAUCCGGGCAGCGCGCAACUGACAAACACAGCGGCUCUCUUAUGUCUCUUAGGAAAAACCGCCAGCUCAGGGUCCGAUCCGAAUCCAUUAGCAUCUGCGUACAUGUCAACGGCCGCCGGCUUGCCACAAUUCAGCAGCACCGCUUUAUCGACUUCGCCACUGGCCAGCGUGGCAUUGAACAGCGCCGCAGCAGCAGCGGCUGGCAAACAAAUCGAAGGUCCCGAAGGUUGUAACUUAUUCAUCUACCAUCUGCCGCAAGAAUUCACCGACACCGAUUUGGCAUCGACUUUCCUGCCAUUUGGCAAUGUCAUCUCCGCCAAAGUCUUCAUCGACAAGCAAACCAAUCUCUCGAAAUGUUUCGGUUUUGUCUCCUUCGAUAAUCCCGAAUCAGCGCAAGUGGCCAUUAAAGCGAUGAACGGCUUCCAAGUCGGCACCAAACGUUUGAAGGUGCAGCUAAAGAAGCCCAAAGAUGCAUCAAAGCCCUAUUAGGGGACAACGCAGCAGCGCCGAGUAGCAACGCGAAGUUGGCUGCAGCAAAGUUGAAGAUUAUGCAGAAGAGCGGCACUUAAGAGCGUGGAACGGAGCGAAAGAGUUGAAGUCAGAAAAUGGAGAAUUGUGGAGAAUAGUUGAAUGAGAGAUAGCGGAUAACAUUUGGAACUAACUGGAUUGAUGUCGACCAGCUGCAGGUGCAGCAACACAAACAAACAAAGGCUGUACGCUGUGGCGGUGUUGCGGAAUGCUGUUGGUGUGGGAGGUAGGAACACAGGCAAAGCAACUGUUAAGCAGCUAUUAUUGACACAUGCACACACAAACACACUUAACUACACACACACACACGCUUAGUUUACUCAAAUGCCAGGUGUUCGUGUAACUGCUUGAAUUAUGGCCAAUUUGUUUUUGAAUUAAUGUGUAUGAACUGGAAGCUUAGCUCUAACUGUACACAAUGUUUUUUUUCUUUCAUUUUUAUUAUUAUUUUUCUUGUAGUUUUAAUAGUUUUGCUUACAAAGCAAAUAAAAAUAAAUUAAAAAUAUAAUAAUUAUAUGAAGAUGCGAGUAUAUAACUGAAUUUUAUGUUGAAUUGUUAAUAUAAAAGCAAAAAAAAAUAUUUCUGUUUAUUAUCUAUAUUGGAUUUAGUUGUUAAGUUAUCUGUAGCUAUUAGCUUGUUUGAAGUUCUCACUACACGAAUUUGUUGUAAACCUCUCUCAAAUUAUUGAAACCAAAUAGCUUAGAAUUUUUACGACGUUGAAUUGAGUUGUUAACUGUUGCCCACGGGCUGCUUGUAAUUUCAUUUUUUUAUUUUAUCUUAUCUUAUCUUACUUAUGUAAUACUUAUAUGCACUUAUGUUACGUAACACAUAAACGAACAACGAAUUUUCAUAUUUUGUACGGACAGAAUGUUAAUAAAUUUUACAUUGUCUCAUGUUGUAUAGCCGAUA
Messenger RNA from Bactrocera tryoni, 3644 nucleotides. RefSeq names its product CUGBP Elav-like family member 2. The transcript is spliced from 10 exons. Gene Ontology annotation, cellular component: ribonucleoprotein complex; cytoplasm; nucleus. The record is from RefSeq and is a predicted model, not a curated record. Gene Ontology annotation, molecular function: mRNA 3'-UTR binding. Lineage: Eukaryota; Metazoa; Arthropoda; Insecta; Diptera; Tephritidae. Gene Ontology annotation, biological process: regulation of alternative mRNA splicing, via spliceosome; mRNA splice site recognition. The coding region runs from base 390 to 2699 and encodes 769 amino acids.